GUCCGAGUCCUGUCAAUCAGGAAACACAAACAAAAGCCACUGAAAAGGAUAACACGCAUCAUCGCCGUGAAAAAGUGGAGAAAAUUUGCACCCACAAUCCACUUAUCGCAUUUUUUUCUCCCUUCCGCCGCGAUUUAAAUCGAAAUUAGCCAUUCAAGGUGUGAUUAGCCUGUCGCGGGUGCCGUUGCGAAUGAAGUGUGCGAUUUAAACCGGAAGUGCCAGGACGAUGUCGUCGUUGAAACAGUCGCACCCUCCGGGCAGCAGCAAUCCGGAAGUGGGCGGCGUCUGCUCCAAAGGGAUGGAAAAAUUGCUGGAAGCCCAGCAGCAGCAGCUGGAUGACAUAACGAGCGAGUCGUCCUUUCUGGAGUUCCUCCGGAACGAGCAGCGUUGCAUGGCGGGGGUCAUUCUGGGGGUUCCGGAAAAUGGAAAUGGUGAGGGAGAAGUGGAUGUGGACAGCAUUUUCGAACAGGUGAGCCAAUUGGCUGGGGGGAGUGAGGAGGGGAAAAGUGUCGAGGAUAUCCUACGGGAAGCGGAACAGUUGAUCCGGAAGCAACAUCCGCUUUUCGGGGGAAAUGGGGCGGAUCGAGGAGAUGAGCUUGAUGGGAUACGGAGAGUGCAGAGGGCCACUUGCGGGUUGAGGGAUAUCUCCUGCGAGUCGACCCCGAUGGAGAUGCGCAGUGGAGUGCUGGAGGAGUUCGAGGCGAUCGCCCGGAGGGAGGAGGAAAGCAGGGCGUUUGUUAAGCAAAUUUUCCACGACGAGGAUCACGAACCUCCCCUGACAGAGUCAAUUCGCCGAAAAAGUUUCACUAUCAGCACGGCUGGUGAAGAACCGGACAGCCAGUGUGGCCAGCGGCCCAAUUCUGACCAAACAUUCGCCGUACCCACUCCAGGAGCUACUCCUGCUAACACAGAAAUGCGUAACAGAAGAAACACUGCCGAAAGGAAUGCGUCGGCUAGGUCUUCCUCAACGUCGAACAAAUCCGCUUCUACGCCGAAGAAGCGGAACAGCAUCACCAGACCCACAUCCGCAAUGCCAACACCUGCUUCGCAGCUCCCUCGCAAAUCCAUUGAAGCGGACAACAAAGAGAACCACUUGCUGCUGACCCAAUCGCGAAUCCGAGACUUGGAAGAAAUCUACAACCUGACGCUGAACGAGGUAUCCAAGGAGCGGAAAAGCCCAUCUCCAGCACCGACUCUAGUUCGCGAGAGGACCUUCUGUGACAAAUCUACCGCACCGUCGCCGACCCGAACGGCUCAGGAUUCACCGCUCGUCAGCUGGGCCAAGGAACGGGAACUGGAAAGCAGCAUUACCGAACUGCAGGAGAAGCUGAAGGAUACGGAGGAGAGGUUCGAGAGUCUGAAGAUCCAGUACGACACGCUCUCGCAGGUGCAUCGGACCCUGAGGGAGAACCACGGUGUCAUUCAGGAGGAGAACGACAAGCUGAAGCUGGACGUGCAGCAUCUGACCGAGUGUGCCAAUGUGUUGAGAUCUGAGCUGCAAUCGGCGCGAAGUGAUCGCGAUGCAGCGCUCGAACUGCAGAAGAUUCUUCAGUCGGAGCUGGAAGAAUCUCGGCGGGAUAGAAAACGAUACCAAGAGCUUAACGAGAAGGACACCAAGACUAUCCAGGACCUGCAACGGCAGUGCCGGGAGAUGGAACGGAUACUGAUGCGGAAACAUCCGGAUUCGGUUUCGGCUCUUAUUGUGGCCAGCAAAAACACCAAUAACAACAAGCCAGCCGAGGACGCCUCCCAGACUCGGCGGCUUCUAGAGCAACGCAUCGCCCAGUUGGAAGCGGACGCGAAGGAACAGGAUGCCAAGGCGCAAGGCAUUCUGGCCAACGUGCAGGCUCGCUUCAACUCGGUGCAGUCCAAGUACGAAACCCACAUUGCCGAUCUGGAGAUGCAGGUGCUCAGCUUGCAGGACAUCAAUUCCAAGCUGAACGAGAAGAUCAUCCGGCAGAUGGACGAACUGUCGAGCAUUACGAGCCACGCGGCGGUGUCGCUACCGAAGGUUAACUCAACCGCCAUCGCAACCAGCAGCAGCUUUACGCAAACCGAAGACAUUCCCGAGAAGGAUUGUAUUAAAACUAGGUCCAUUUCAGUGCAGACCGAUAGCAAGCUGACCGGAACGGGUGGAGUGGGACGAAACCAAUCAACCACGGGACCGAAGCGAGCUUCCUCAGCCAACGCCGGUGGAAAACUGCCAAACUCUCUGUCUGAUUCACAGAUCCAAAGUCGAGAAGAUGCCCACCUGCUGGCCACCAUCCGGGGAAUGCGCGUGGAUCUAGCUAUCAAGGAGAAGGCAGUUCAGCGGCUAACGCGAGAAGUAGAAGACUGCAAGAAGACGAUCAAGAAACUGCAGAAAGAGCGGGACACGUACCUGAAGUCGGAGGGUCGAUCCGGUACUUCCUCGACGAGUUCUUCCACCGCAGGAAAAGGUAAGACUUACGAUCCGACUCACUAUGCCGAAGGAGUCGCUUCCGACGCUAGUGCUUUGAAGGAUGCGCACCUGAAGAUCAAACUGCUUGAAGCGGACUACAAGACGUUGCAUGACAAGAGGCUGCAGGACCUCAAAACUCUCCAGGCGGCUCACGAACGGGAGCUAGCGGCGUGUCACGAAACCGUUAGAAUUCUGCAGCAACGACUCUCGGAACGGGAGGAAUCGCUGCACACCAAGGAGAAGCGAAGGCCCAACCACAACAUUGACUACUACGCCUUGAAGGCCAAGGUCACCUCGCUGGAGCGGCGCCACAGCGAGCGGGAACAGCGCCUACACAUGCUGGUGGAAGCCCUCAGCAAGGGAGGUAAGUUGAACGGUGUUCACAUUCGUGCUUUGGCUGCGGCGGCCGCGGCCACCGGUGGAAAUCCGACCGCCAUCGGCGACGAGGAGAACCACAACCUGGUAAACCCGCAGCCUCACCAACAGCAGCACCACAAUGCUACCGUAGGAGGAAACUAGGUACUCGAGAGGUGAGACGGACGGGUUUUCUAUACACUUGAGUGGUUCAAAUAAGAGAAACGUUUGAAAAUGUCAUCUUCCAUAUCUUCCUUGCAAUCUUUAUGAUAAAAUAGAGUCCUGUCGAAUUUACAGUCAUUUCCAUGAGGGUUCCUACUUUUUUUUUCUAUAUGAGACGGUUAUGCUUUUUGAAAAUAAUGAAAUCACCAUCGGAAGCUGACAGAGCUUCAUUUUCAUCGUAAAGAUUGUAAGAAAAUCAUGGGAGAUUGAAUUCUGAAACUUUUUUUUUUAAUUUGAACCACCUCAUUAUACACACACGUACGUUUUGCAUUUUAACCGGAAAGUUCUCCUAAAACCACUUAUCAUAUAGGCAAAAUUGUUGGGUUCCUAACUAGUUGUCCCGUACUACCGUAGAUCUCAAAGAAACCAAACUCUUAGGAUUGUUCUAUUUCUAAUAGGCAUUACCGUAGCUAACCCAUGGUGUAGAAACCGAGAAAAAUAAUCUACUUUAGUGUUUUAUGUAUUAACAAACUGAUUGAAUGCAAUUCUAUUGAACUCUAAAUACGAAUAGUCCCACACAAUUACAUUCUAGCUCUUAAGAGUCAAUUAUUUAUGUUAUUUUUAACUUGUAUUGUCCUAUAGCUAGCGUAGUCAUAAAAUUUAUUUUUGUUUCCAAUUUCGAAUAACCGUUCCAAAGAUUCAUUUUAAGGUGAUUAUUUUAGAGACUGCAAAUCGUACAUUAUAUGGAGACGAGAAACACGACGAGAAUCAAAUUCACGUCUGAACUGCAAUCCAGUCCAUCAUUACUAGAAGUUGUAAUUUGAUGUCUAAAGUCGAAAACAAAAACUAGUUGGAUGAAAAGGUAAGAAAGUAAGUCUAUUAGCGAGACAAAUGGUGUUUAGCGAUUUCAAGCAAGACUCAAAUGCUCUGAUUUAUCAACUUCAUACGUCCAUUCAGUCCGUUAGCUUGUAAGAUUAAUUGUUAGGAUUUAGCAUUUCACGAUAAGUGGGUAGACAAAUAGAAGCCGCCCGUUCGGCCGAAGAAUCAUUCCGUUCACUAUUUUUAGCUGUUCAAUUUUUUCUUUCAAUGUUCCACUCACAUUAGCAUGAACAAAUCGAAUAUGACAAUAGUUUUAAAGGUUCUAGGAAAAAAAAUCUAUCUUUCAUUAGUUUGCAGCUGUUUCUUUUUCGGGAAAAUUCUGUUAAAAGUUUUAAAUUCAAUCAUCAAAUGUGGCUGGCAGAUGGUGGUAACCAUUUCCGGCAUCAGGUGGCAAUAGUUUUGAGAGAGAGAAAAACAUUUUUAUCGAAUAUAGUAUUGAUUCAAAAA
This is a messenger RNA of Aedes aegypti (yellow fever mosquito), 4282 nucleotides long. Its product is annotated as centrosomal protein of 162 kDa. The transcript is spliced from 6 exons. The record is from RefSeq and is a predicted model, not a curated record. Gene Ontology annotation, cellular component: centriole; centrosome; axonemal microtubule. NCBI's taxonomy places the organism in Eukaryota, Metazoa, Arthropoda, Insecta, Diptera, Culicidae. Gene Ontology annotation, biological process: cilium assembly. The coding region runs from base 227 to 2959 and encodes 910 amino acids.